UAGACGGUAGGCCCAUGAGUGUCAUUUCCCUCCUCUUCUGACCAUCCGUUCACGUUACAAAUUUGAACCGCGAAAUUUCUUUUCUUUUUCUUCCUUAAAUUGAUUACCAAUGUUUUUUAUUUUUAUUCCCUUUCUGCCCUUUCUGUUACUGGAAUCUUGGAGAUUUGACAAGGGCUAAACCGUCUUUUCAUUCCUCCUUGCCAUUGCUUUCUUUCCAAAAUCGUCGGACUUCUCCGUCUAUCACUGUCAUGUGUUCACGUGGCAUCUUCUUAUUUGCUACUCUUUUUUUAAUUAUUUCCGCAGAAAACAUUCUUAGUGCGCCUUUGAAUUGAGGAUUUCUUUGAUGAGAGCAGUUGUUGUUUGACUCCAAAGGAAGCUUUCUGGUUGGUCCGGCGGCGAACUGUAAUAACCGGGCUGUCAUUAUUAUUCAGCUUGACAGUCCGGUUUUUUGGACCAAAUCCACGUGGUUUGAGUAGUUUUGAUCAAUUCUGUUGGUAUUAUAUGCACAUUGCUUGAUAUUCUUAUGAAAGUUGAGAGAUAUUCAGUUUUGAAAUUCCAAUAUGGGUUCCUUGUCUGGAAUCCUUCAACGACCUCUGAUUGCAGCAGCUGCUGUUGGUGUUGCCUCACUUUCUGCUGAUACUGCAGAUAGAUUCCAGUGUUUUAGAUCAUCAGGCACGUGUUCUUCCUCAGACCAAGUUGAUCCUUCUGUUUUAGAUUCACCUCCAGCUUCAUCAUGGGUGUCUCAUAUAUCUGUUUCCAAGCUUUCAAACUUGGCCUUCGUUUCUAGGGCCCGAGUACCUGUGCCUAACAUUAGCUUCGGGGUUCCCCAUUCUGGCCAUAAUAGUUUAUGUUCUUCUGUGGCUUCGUCUCCUGUUCUUGUUAAUUUGUAUCAGUCUGCUGAGUUGGCUAAAGCAUCAAAGCCAACUACUGUUGCAAGCGCUAUUGCUACCUCUACUCCUGAUGUAUUAUAUAGAUGGCAUUUACCGGAACCUAAUGCCAUGGAUUUUUCUGGGACUUCUGAGUGUUCCACAGCGAAGUCUAGGACGGUGGUGGUUUUGCUGGGAUGGUUGGGAGCAAAGCAGAAGCAUCUUAAGAGAUAUGCAGAGUGGUAUACUUCAAAGGGGUAUAAUGUCAUUACCUUUACUUUUCCAAUGUCUGAGAUUCUCAGUUACCAAGUUGGUGGAAAGGCUGAACAGAAUAUUGAAUUGCUUGUGAACCAUUUGGCUGGUUGGUUGGAAGAUGAAGGAAAGAAUCUUCUUUUCCACACCUUUAGCAACACUGGAUGGUUAACAUAUGGAGCUAUUCUUGAAAAGUUUCAGAAGCAGGAUCCAUCUUUAAUGGGAAGGAUUAGAGGUUGCAUUGUAGAUUCUGCACCUGUUGCAGCUCCUGACCCUCAGGUCUGGGCUUCAGGUUUCUCAGCAGCAUUUCUUAAGAAGCACAGUGUUGCGACAAAAGGAGUAGUUAACAUGAGCGAGUCAAGCACAGACAUGUUUGUUGGUAGAAAAGCACUUGGCGAGCCGAAACCUGCUGUUGCUGAAACAGCUUUGCUUUUAGUCCUGGAGAAGUUCUUUGAGGUGGUUUUGCAUCUUCCUACAGUGAACAGGAGACUUUGUGAUGUGCUAGGCUUAUUGUCAUCAGAGCAACCAAGCUGUCCACAAUUAUACAUAUACAGCUCAGCAGAUAGGGUCAUUCCUGCAGAUUCUGUAGAGUCGUUCGUAGAGAAGCAGCGGAAGGCGGGGCGUGAGGUUAGGGCUUGCAACUUUGUCUCCACACCGCAUGUCGAUCAUUUUAGAAAUGACCCGAAACUAUAUACUACACAGCUCAAUCAGUUUUUGGAGGAGUGUGUGGUUACAUGUCGCAAGUGUUGAUGAAUGAAGCUGUGAUUCUGUAAAUGCUGAGACUACAGACUAAUUCUUUCAUACCUUUAAAAUUUUUUACUUAAAAGGAUGCAAUAGCAACUGAUUUGUUGACUUAGAGGUUACUGAAUAAAAAUUCAAGGCCGUUUUGUUAUA
Messenger RNA from Mangifera indica (mango), 2012 nucleotides. RefSeq names its product transmembrane protein 53-like. The transcript is spliced from 5 exons. Lineage: Eukaryota; Viridiplantae; Streptophyta; Magnoliopsida; Sapindales; Anacardiaceae. The record is from RefSeq and is a predicted model, not a curated record. Bases 561 to 1868 code for a protein of 435 amino acids.